Molecule: messenger RNA, 1791 nt
Organism: Hansenula ciferrii
Lineage: Eukaryota; Fungi; Ascomycota; Saccharomycetes; Phaffomycetales; Wickerhamomycetaceae
Exons: 1
Coding region: 1-1791 (596 amino acids)
Biological process (GO): transmembrane transport; basic amino acid transport
Cellular component (GO): fungal-type vacuole membrane
Molecular function (GO): basic amino acid transmembrane transporter activity
Source: RefSeq, a predicted model, not a curated record
AUGACAUCAGUUAAGUUACAAAACGUUCAAUCACCAAAGAAAGAAAGUACCACAACUACAACCACAGAUGUUUUAUCAUCGCCAGAAGGUUCAAGAAACUCAAAUGAUUCAAUACACUCAGAAGACUCUGAAGAUUCAUUUUUGAGGGAUCUGGAAAGAGAUCAAGUUCAUCGUGAUAGUACACCAGAUCUAGCUAAUCCUGCUAUAAAUCAAGGACAGAAAACUUUUAAAUUGGAUAAGAACUCAAGGUAUGCAUUAAUUGCUGUAUGGAUUGGUAAUUUCUUAUGUGCUCUAGAUGGUACAAUUGUCUCCACUACAAUGUCAAAUAUUGCAAGUGAUUUUGGUCAGUCAAAUUUAGUUUCAUGGAUUGCUGUUUCUUAUUUAUUAACUUCAACAUCUUUUCAGCCUUUAUAUGGUAAGACAUCAGAUAUUAUUGGAAGAAAAACUUUGUUAAUCAUUGCACAGGCAUUAUUUGGCUUAGGGAUAUUAUUAUCUGGUAUUUCUACCAAUGUUGAAACAUUAAGUUUAUCCCGUGCGCUUAGUGGGAUUGGUGGUUCUGGAAUGAUGACAUUAACUUCAAUAAUUAUUAGUGAUGUUGUUCCAUUAAGUCAAAGACCUAUGUAUUCAGCUUAUGGAUCAGUUGUUGAUAAUACUUCCAAGAUGCUUGGUGGUCCAUUAGGUGGUCUUUGUAUUGCAACUAUUGGAUGGAGAUGGAUGUUCUUGAGUCAAGUUCCAUUGGUAUUGAUUUGUAUUGGGAUUACCUCAUUUGUUGAAAUAAAAGUUGAUCAUAUACCUGAAGGACCUGAAAGAUUCUCGAAAAAAAAUUUGAAAAGAAUUGAUCUUGGUGGGAUUAUAACUUCAAACUUUCUUGUUUCAAGUAUAAUCUUCUUAGUAUCAGAUGAUGGUGGAUAUCCAACAUAUUUUAAAAAUAUUUUAUAUAUUACAUUAUUCUCCUCGAUAAUUGGAUACAUCUAUGUGGAAAGAUACAUUGCAGUUGAAACAUUAAUUGAACCAAAGCUUGUUAAUGGACAAAUUGGUAUUUUGGGUCUGGUUAAUGGUGUUCAAUCUUUAUUGUUUUACUUUGUCUUAUUCAUGACUCCUUUGUAUUUACAAUUGAUUCAGCAUAUCAAUGUUACCCAAAUUGGAUUCUAUACAAUGUUUUGUGUUGUAUCCACAGCUGUGGGUAGUGUGUUAACAGGAUUGUUAUUGAAAAGAUAUAAUAGCUCAGAAGAAUCUAUUAUAAAAGCUGGAAUUUGGCUUAAUUUAAUCACAUUUAUUGGACAAAUUGGUGGAUUUACUAUUUUAUAUUUGGUGAAUGAAUAUGUUCCACCAAUUGAAGAAAGAUUUUAUUGGAAACUAUUGCUAAUUAUUGGUUUGAUCAUUUCAGGUUUAGGCGUUGGAGCAUCAGGACCAGGAUGUUCAAUUUUUGUAUUUGGUAAAGCAGGUAGAAAAGAUCAAGCAAGUGCAUUUACGGUUAUAAAUGUUAUAAAAUCGUUAGGUAACGUUUUGGGAAUUUCAUUAUCACUUUCAGUGUAUACCAGAGAGUUGUUCAAGAGGUUAUAUGGCUUUUUAGGUAAAGAUCAAUCAGAAUUGGUGAAGAAAUUGAUCAAAGAUUCAAGUUACAUCUAUAAUGGACUUGACCAACAAUAUUUAAAAGAGGUUCUCGGAAUAUAUAGAGUUUCAUUGGUCACAGCAUAUCAUCCAAUCUUCAUAUUAUCUUUAUUAGCUUUGAUUAUUAUGUUUUUACUUAAUAGAAGUGUUCAAAAAUGCCUCAAGAUAAUAUUAGGAUAG